AUGGAAUAUCGUGGUUGUAUAAAAUUUUUAAAUAAUUUUCAAUCAUUAUUUGUUAAAACAUUUCUUUUAACAAUACGAAAUCCUGGUCGUACAAUUAUUGAAAUUUCAUUGGCUAGUGUAUUCAUUGGACUUUUACCAGCUAUGCGUUUUAUUCUUGAACGUAAAUAUAAUUCUGAGUAUCAAAUACCUCGUUUUGAUCCAAUAGAUUCAUUAUUAUCCAAUGGAACAGGUGAUACAAUGUAUUAUUAUCCAGAUAAUAUAUGUACAGAAACUAUUAUUUACAAUGCAGUAAACAAUCUUCGACGACUUAAACCUGAUUUUCCAUCUAAAAUUCAAUAUCUACCCGAUCCAACACUUUUAUCAACAGGAAAUUUUUCACUACUUUCCAUAUUUUCUUUUACUUAUUUUACGAAUCUCAAAUUAUGUACUGAUCCAUCAACAAUGCCCAAUAAAAUAGAAUAUACUCUACGCAUGCCAGAAAAUGGCCAGUUCUAUUAUCGUGCCCAAACAAUAAAAAUUUCCAAAUCUGUAUAUUUAUGGAAACGAGCUCCUGAAUCUUUUUGUCAAGAUAAGACUGGUUUUGAAAAUUAUACAAAUCGAUUUCUUGGUAUUCAAUAUGCGAUUGAUAUGUCAAUUAUUGAAUAUGUUACGAAUAAAACAAAUUUUUUUUCAAAAAAUGUAAAUAGAAUUUUAUUUCUAAUUAAUGAUCAUUUACAUUUUAAUACAAAAAAUAGAUAUUUUUUCAAUCAUUUUGGUUGUCCAAAAGUUUAUGAUGAUCAAUUAAAUUCAAUCUAUGAAUCAUUUGUUCCAAUAUAUUUUUCAAUGAUAUUUCUAAUAACAUUUAUUAUUAAUAUUGGUUAUAUUGUUGAAGAACGUGAAAACAAAACUAAAGAAUAUUUACGUAUUUACGGUCUUCAAACUUGGACAAAUAACUUCGUAUGGAUGUGCCGAUCAAUGUUAAUCUAUAUUAUAUUGAUUUCAAUUGCAACUGGCCUGAGUGUCAUGUCAAUACCAAGUUCUCAGCAAGAGAAAACAAGUAUUGAUCGAGCAAUAUUUAAUAAUACACACUGGACACUAAUAUGGACUGUUUUAUUUAUUUAUUCCAUUGAACUUUCCGCAUUUGGUAUUUGUUUUGCACAGUUAUUUAAACGUGUGUUAUUAGCAAAACUAAUGGGUUUUAUUCUAUGGAUAAUUACAUUCAUUGAUUUUUAUCGAGAUGUCUCAUCAGUUGGUAUUCGAUAUUUUUUAUGUUUAUUUCCAAAUUUAGGUUUAUUAUUUUCGGUGCAAAUUAUUUUACAAUAUGAGCGAAAAGCAACCGAACUAAUGACAUAUAAACAUUUGUAUUCGAAUUUAUUUUCAUAUCAACUAUACGUUGGUUUAUGCCUGCUUCUAAUGAUAAUUUAUUCGGCUUUCUAUUUAUUAUUAUCGAUCUAUAUUGAAAGGAUUAAUCCAGGAGAAUUCGGUCUUGCAAAACCAUGGAAUUAUUUAUUUAAAUGUUCGUCGAAAAAUUCAGAUAUUGAAGAAUUAACUCAAAAUGAUAAUAAUAAGAGUCAUUCGAGUGAAUUAUAUUCAAUGAAUGAGACAAAAAUUCCAUUGAUAAAAAUUUCAAAUUUAACAAAAAAAUAUAAAAAUUUUGUAGCAGUUUCGGAUUUAUCUUUGGAUUUUUAUUCAGGUGAAGUAUGUUCAUUACUAGGACCUAACGGAGCAGGUAAAACAACAAUAGCCUUUCUAAUUGUUGGAAUGUCACAACCAACAUCUGGUACGAUCACAAUUGAUGGAUUCAAUAAUUCGAUGUUUGAUGAAAAUACUAGAAAGCUCGUUGGAUUUUGUUCACAAUCUGAUAUUCUUUAUGAUGAAUUAUCUGUUGAAGAGCAUUUAAAAUUAAUUGGAAAAUUGCGUUCCAUGAAUUCUAUAUUUUUAAAAGAAUCGAUUGAAAAAAUUCUUGAUUUAAUUAAUUUAAAUGAAGAUCGGAAUACAUUGUCAAAAAAUCUAUCCGGUGGUAUGAAAAGACGUUUAUCUAUUGGUAUAUCAUUAUUUGGUGAUCCAAAAAUUCUUAUCUUCGAUGAACCAACAGCUGGCGUCGAUCCAUACAAUCGCCGUUUAAUUUGGACAAUUAUGCAGAAAAUGAAAGAAGCAGGAAAAUGUAUCAUUUUAACAACACAUUUUCUUGAAGAAGCAGAUGUUUUAUCUGAUCGAAUUGCUUUCAUAGCGAAUGGACGUCUUCAAAAAAGUGGCACACCUGAUUUUCUUAAAAAAUUUGAAUAUCGAUUUUUUAUUGAAAAAAACCAAAACUAUGAAAGUGAAGUUAUUACGAAAUUCGUUCGACGAUAUAUACCAGAUGUAAUACUAGAAAAAGAAUCACCAAUAGAAAUGAUUUUCGGUAUUAAAAGAAACCGCUCAAGACAAGUUGGUCGUUUAAUUUCUAAAUUGGAUAAAAGUAGAUUGAAUAUUGGAAUUGAAGACUAUGGAUUUUCAAUGAUUACAAUUGAAGAUGUUUUUCUAAAAUUACUUUGUGAACAUGAAGAAAAUCCAAUUCUAUCCAAUAAAAUCGAAAUUAAUCAUGUGUUUAAUAAUAAUUACGAAUAUGAAAAAGGCUUUCGUCUAAUGGUGUUUCGUCUAUUUGCAUUAUUAAUUAAGCGAUGGCAAAUUUUACGUCGACGAUAUAAUUUUCUUCUGGCAUUUUUCGUCUUUCCAAUUCUAAUUCAAAUUCUCAUUGUUAUUUUCAUUCCAUCACCACAAGAUAUUCAAGCAGAAUUUGCAGAUAAUGCUCACAUAAAAGAUGCUCAAAUUAAAUUUAAUCCAUCAAAUUAUAAUCCUCAUACUAUUGUGAUUUAUUCCAAUGAUAAUGAAACAUACAUUUAUAAAAAUUUAAUAAAUUCAUUUGAAAUGUCUGGUGCAAAUAUUGAUGAAAUUCAUACUGAUGAUAUACUUGAUUACAUUCACGAUAGAUAUUNACUUAAUUCAUUCAUUCAUAUGUUGAAAUUUUCUAAGAAACUUAUGUUUUCUAUGUAG
Messenger RNA from Adineta ricciae, 3012 nucleotides. The record is from the annotation of a GenBank genome assembly. Lineage: Eukaryota; Metazoa; Rotifera; Eurotatoria; Adinetida; Adinetidae.